Dendrobium catenatum is the source of this 1917-nucleotide messenger RNA. RefSeq names its product 3-ketoacyl-CoA synthase 6-like. NCBI's taxonomy places the organism in Eukaryota, Viridiplantae, Streptophyta, Magnoliopsida, Asparagales, Orchidaceae. Gene Ontology annotation, biological process: fatty acid biosynthetic process. Gene Ontology annotation, molecular function: acyltransferase activity, transferring groups other than amino-acyl groups. The transcript has a single exon. Gene Ontology annotation, cellular component: membrane. Bases 103 to 1617 code for a protein of 504 amino acids. The record is from RefSeq and is a predicted model, not a curated record.
AUCCAUUCUCGCCAAAAGCCACCGGGAGAAAAAAAAAUUCCAUUUUUCCCGGCCAAACAAACCACUCAUCACCCACAUUAAUCCAAAAACAAAAAUUCAAGCAUGCCAUCCUCCUCUUCCUCCUCCUCUCCCUCCCCUCCCCUUCCAGAGUUCAAAAACUCCGUCAAGCUCAAAUACGUCAAACUUGGCUACCAAUACCUGGUAAACCAUAUCCUCACCCUCCUCCUCAUACCCAUCAUCGCCGCCGUCGGUCUCGAAGUGGCCCGAAUGGGCCCGUCCGAAUUCCUUUCCCUUUGGCGCUCCCUGCACUUGGACCUCCUCGAAAUCCUCUGCUCCGCUUUCAUCAUCGUCUUCGUCGCCACCGUCUACUUCAUGUCCCGCCCACGCCCGAUCUAUCUCCUCGACUACGCCUGCUUCAAACCUCCUAUGUCUUGUCGCGUCCCCUUCUCCACCUUCAUGGAACACACCCGCCUCAUCUGCUCCGACGAGAAGAGCUACCAAUUCCAAGCUCGCAUCCUCGAACGUUCCGGCCUUGGAGAAGAGACCUGUCUCCCCCCUGCUAAUCACUAUAUCCCCCCAAGCCCCAAUAUGGAAGCCUCCCGCGCCGAAGCCAAACUUGUCAUCUUCUCCGCCGUCGACGACCUCCUCGCCCGCACCGGUAUCAAACCCAAAGACAUCGACAUUCUCGUCGUCAAUUGCAGCCUCUUCUCCCCAACACCUUCCCUCUCCGCUAUGAUAGUCAACCGCUACAAACUCCGCGGCAACAUUCACAGCUUUAAUCUCUCCGGCAUGGGUUGCAGCGCUGGUCUCAUCUCUAUAGACCUCGCCAGAGAUCUACUCCAGGUUCACGCAAACUCCACCGCCCUCGUCGUCUCAACGGAGAUCAUCACCCCCAAUUUCUACGCCGGCAACCAACGCUCCAUGCUUCUUCCCAAUUGCCUCUUCCGCAUGGGUGCCGCCGCAAUUCUCCUCUCCAACCGCCGCCGCGACCGUCGCCGCGCCAAAUACCGCCUCGUCCACCUAGUCCGAACACAUAAGGGCGCUGAUGAAAAAGCCUACCGUUGCGUCUACGAGGAAGAGGACAAGGAUGGCCAUUCCGGAAUUUCUCUUUCCAAAGACCUGAUGGCCAUCGCGGGUGAAGCGCUGAAAUCCAACAUCACGACCAUUGGUCCUUUAGUCCUCCCUGCUUCCGAGCAACUCCUCUUCCUCUUCACACUCAUCGGACGAAAAAUAAUAAACCCGAAAUGGAAACCUUAUAUUCCAGACUUCAAGCAAGCUUUCGAGCACUUCUGUAUUCACGCCGGCGGGCGAGCGGUGAUCGACGAGCUGCAGAAAAAUUUGCAGCUUUCGGCAGAGCACGUGGAGGCUUCGCGGAUGACACUGCACCGCUUCGGUAACACGUCGAGCAGCUCGCUCUGGUACGAGCUCAACUACAUCGAAUCGAAAGGGCGUAUGAAGCGCGGCGAUCGCGUUUGGCAGAUAGGGUUCGGGAGCGGAUUCAAGUGCAACAGCGCCGUUUGGAAAUGCAUGAGGACCGUUAAGAUACCGUUGGAUGGGCCGUGGGGUGAUUCCAUUGACCGUUACCCCGUCUUCAUACCCGAGGUGGUGAAGCUCUAAACUCGAGCUCGCCAGUGCUAAUUACCGCCGGCAAGCGAACACGUACUACUGUGAUUCUCUCCGCUCAACAACUCUUCCUACCACCAACCGAUCGACGUUGUAAAGUAGAUGGCUGUUUGAUUUGUUGAAAUUUAUUGUGUGUGUUUGUCAGAUUCUAUAGCUGAUUCGAUUCUAUUGGUAUUCGCUGCUCGAUGUUGCGUAUUGUAUUUUCUCGUGAGAGGAAAUGGAUCGAAUUAAUUCAAGCUGUAAGAAUUAAUGCAAAAGAGUUAUAUAUACAGCGAUGGUUGAAGUUGUGUAUUU